AUGCCUAGUAAUAUCAAUAAGAUGCCGUCGGAGAAAUGCUUUGAAGAUGCAGUUUACAGAAUUGGUUAUGAGUUGCAAUGCCAAAACAUCAGCAAUUCGCAGUUUGAUAAUACUAAGCAAGUUGAAGCUUUAGCCAGGUAUGCUGACUCACAAAGGGCGAUAACUGCUUAUAAUAGACUCAGAAAACUGAAAGAGCCAAAUAUUGUUCAUCUUCUAUGGAGCAACAGUGAAAAUAAAACAGACUGUGUGGUAUACAUGAUGUGCCACAUGAAGACUUACAAAGCGGGCGUUGAUAGCUACAACUGUGGAAUCCCCCCAAUCGGCAAAACAACGAGACAAAAGGAUGUACAUCAAAACAAACUUGAUAAGCUCAGAAUCAAGUACCUGACAGAGUUGCUGACCUCGGGCAUCAACACCAAAUCAAUCACCAUCACAGAGCGGAUCAAAGAAUUUCACACUGCUAGAAACCCAUAG
This is a messenger RNA of Oldenlandia corymbosa var. corymbosa, 474 nucleotides long. The record is from the annotation of a GenBank genome assembly. Lineage: Eukaryota; Viridiplantae; Streptophyta; Magnoliopsida; Gentianales; Rubiaceae.